Trichogramma pretiosum is the source of this 1656-nucleotide messenger RNA. RefSeq names its product protein DDI1 homolog 2 (gene rngo). The record is from RefSeq and is a predicted model, not a curated record. NCBI's taxonomy places the organism in Eukaryota, Metazoa, Arthropoda, Insecta, Hymenoptera, Trichogrammatidae. Gene Ontology annotation, biological process: proteolysis. The transcript has a single exon. Gene Ontology annotation, molecular function: protein binding; aspartic-type endopeptidase activity. Bases 248 to 1588 code for a protein of 446 amino acids.
GCACUAUAACAUAGCGCGCACCUAAGCGCGACCCCCUCUCUCUAUUUUUCCAAAUUUUAAGUAUAUACAACAUCAAGAGUCCAUCCGUCAAGUAAGCUCUUUGCCUAUCACUGUAUUCUGAGCACUUGAACUGUGAACAUCGACUCUUUCUCUCUACUAGACACGCAGCAGUGUGAGUGUGAGAUCAAGCGAGACAGAAGGAAGGUAGUUAUAUACGUCAACAAGUCAACAAAGAAAACUCGAAAUCAUGAAGGUUACCGUAGCUACGCUCACCGAUGAGAUUUUCACCCUCGACGUUGCCGAAGAUUUGGAAUUGGAAAAUUUCAAGGCAUUCUGUGAGAUUGAAAGCCGAAUACCAGCCAACGAAAUAGUGAUACUGCAUAAUGGCCAGCCCUUGGUAGACGCCAAAAUGUCACUGAGUCAACACGGAAUUAGAAAUGACGAUACUGUGGUACUGCAGCAAAUCCAUCAGUCCUUGCCAUUGCCGACGCAACAACAGCCAGCUCACCAAAAUUUAGCUGGCUUAGAUUUCAGUUCUAUUAGGAUUCCGAGUUCUCUAGGAGCAGCUUCAACAUCGAGUGGGAAUUUCAGAACCGGGGAUGAUCCAGCUAUGAUCCGAGACAUGUUUUUGGCCAAUCCAGAUCAAUUGUCGUUGCUGAAACAGAACAAUCCAAGACUAGCUGAUGCUCUACUCUCCGGUAAUUUGACAACAUUCACUGAUGUUUUGAAUGAGCAGGUAAAAAUCAGAGAAGAAAGACAAACACAAAGGUUGAGGAUGAUGAAUGCCGAUCCAUUUGAUUCAGAAGCGCAAAAGCUGAUUGCUGAAGAAAUAAAAAGAAAAAACAUCGAAGCCAACAUGGAGGCAGCUAUGGAAUAUAAUCCAGAAACUUUUGGUUCAGUCGUUAUGUUGUACAUUAAUUGUAAAGUUAAUGGACAUCCAGUAAAAGCUUUCAUUGAUUCUGGUGCACAAGCAACAAUUAUGUCAGCUGCAUGUGCAGAGCGUUGUCAUAUUAUGAGAUUAGUUGAUACCAGAUGGUCAGGCAUUGCUAAAGGUGUUGGCGUUCAACGUAUUAUUGGUCGCAUACAUAUGGUACAGAUACAAAUUGGUAACGAUCAUCUUACAACAUCAUUCAGUGUACUAGAAGAGCAGCCUAUGGAUAUGUUACUGGGUUUAGAUAUGUUGAAAAGACAUCAAUGUUCAAUUGAUCUCAGAAGAAAUAUUUUGGUCAUUGGCACAACAGGUACAGAAACACCAUUUUUAACUGAAGGAGAACUUCCAGAGUGUGCAAGAUUAACUAAUAACGAAGCAGACAGUGAAAGUGAUUUACAAAAAGCCUUGGAAGAUAGCGCCAAGGCAGCAAACAAUAGCAAAAUGGAUACAAGUGAAGUAAGUUCUUCAGACUCAAAGUCAACUGCAUCAAACUCAAAUGACAUUAUUGAACCCACGGAUCCUUUUACAGAAGCAGUAGUAGUAGAAAUAACUGGUCUUGGUUUUGCUAGAAGUAAAGUUAUAUCUGAAUUAAGACGUUUUAAUGGGGAUAAAAAUCAGACUAUUGCUGCGCUCUUUGCUAGUUCUCUUAAAUUUUGAUAACAUUACCACAUAUAAAAAUCAUCAAAGCAUGGGUGCAUAAGUAAAUUAUACUUUUCAAUAUUUAA